Mercurialis annua (annual mercury) is the source of this 695-nucleotide messenger RNA. RefSeq lists its product as uncharacterized. Lineage: Eukaryota; Viridiplantae; Streptophyta; Magnoliopsida; Malpighiales; Euphorbiaceae. The record is from RefSeq and is a predicted model, not a curated record. Bases 22 to 540 code for a protein of 172 amino acids. The transcript is spliced from 3 exons.
UCUUUCACAUCCACAAUCAUCAUGGCUCUAUCUCUGUCUUGUACAAUGCUAAUCAUUUACUUUUCUGUUUUCGUGCUUGCCGGAGAUGCAAUGCGAGAAAUGCCCGAAGGAGAUGCAAUGCGAGAAAUGCCCGAAAAAGUGUCGAUGCUGGAGAAUGAAAAUUUUGUUCGAAAAGCAACUUUAAUGAGCGAUUCGGGUAAAAUAACUUGGGCUGGUACCUGUUCCCAGAAAACCGCUAGCUGGUUAAAAGGAAUAAAUUCUCCCUUUCCAACAAUUGGAAUUCAGGUUAUAGGAGAUUCACCCAUUGGCUGUUUUGAUGUGUAUCAAUUUAAAGCAGGAAGAGAAACCAUGUUUACGAUCGAGUUAUCAGCCGGACCCGGACCGGGACAUACUUCUGAAUUUUCGUUCCAUGUCACAGAUGAACAAAGACGGGAAAUAUCAGAAAACGGAGUUGGCGUUUAUUACUUGAAAAAGAAUGCAGUGACCAAAGACGACAAGAAUGAGCAUAACCUUCUAAAACAGGUGGUGGAGACGAUAUGAAAAUAGUAAGAGGAUGGUCGUCUAAACCCAAAGACGAUAAAAUUGGGAUGUAUUGCUUUUAGUUAUGUUAAAUUGUUUAAAGUUAUGGUGAGUGUUGUCUACUUGUCUGAAUAAAACAAAAUUCUUACAUGUUUAUAACAUGAGAAUUCUGUUCC